ACGGAGCUGGCACGGAGCGGCGAUACGGGGGGAGCUGUAACACCGCGGAGAAGAAGAAGAAGAAGAAGAAGGAAAAAGGCGAUUACACCCCAAAUACCAGCGGGUUUUUCGAUCGCGGUUCUUCGGGUGUAUCCGGGAAAAAGGGCCGUCCGGGUGGUUUGCUCGGGUCGAGUGCUAAAUUUAGGAGCGGGCGGGUCGAGGACAGCCAGUCUAUUUUUCAACGACCAACUCCCCAGAUGAACUCCGUCAGAGCCACCAACAGGAGACCCAGGCGAGUGUCGAGGCCGCGCCCGGUGCAGCCCGAACGGAACAACGGCGACAGAGAUGAGGAGGCUCCCGCGGCAGCCGCAGCAGAGAUGGCCAUCGAGGAAUCCGGCCCAGGAGCUCAGAACAGCCCCUACCAGCUUCGACGCAAGACCCUGCUCCCCAAGAGAACCGCUGCUGCCUCUGCCACCGCCGCCUCCGCCUGUCCCAGCAAGAGCCCGAUGGACGGAGCUUCCACUUCGUCGACAGAGGCCUUUGGCCACCGAGCCAAGCGGGCACGAGUGUCCGGUAAGAGCCACGACCUGCCAGCAGCCCCAGCAGAGCAAUAUCUGCAGCAGAAGCUUCCAGACGAGGUCGUUUUGAAGAUCUUCUCCUACUUACUGGAGCAGGAUCUCUGUCAGGCCGCUUGUGUCUGCAAGAGGUUCAGCCAGCUAGCCAAUGACCCCAUUCUAUGGAAGCGUCUGUAUAUGGAGGUGUUUGAAUACACGCGUCCCAUGAUGCACCCUGAGCCAGGCCGGUUCUACCAGGUCAGCCCCGAGGAGCACGAACACCCAAACCCAUGGAAGGAGAGCUUCCAACAGUUGUACAAAGGUGCCCACGUAAAACCAGGUUUCGCUGAGCAUUUCUACAGUAACCCGGGCAGAUACAAAGGCAGAGAGAACAUGCUGUACUAUGACACCAUUGAGGAUGCACUGGGUGGGGUCCAAGAGGCCCACUUUGACGGCCUAAUCUUUGUUCACUCUGGCAUCUACACAGAUGAGUGGAUUUACAUAGAGUCCCCCAUCACCAUGAUCGGUGCAGCUCCUGGUAAAGUAGCCGACAAGGUGGUGAUAGAGAAUACCAGAGAUUCGACGUUUGUCUUCAUGGAGGGCUCGGAGGAUGCCUAUGUGGGAUACAUGACCAUAAAGUUUAAUCCUGAUGAUAAGUCUGCGCAGCACCAUAACGCCCACCACUGUCUGGAGAUCACAGUCAACUGCAGCCCGAACAUCGACCACUGCAUCAUCCGCUCCACAUGCACAGUGGGUUCAGCUGUCUGCGUGAGUGGCCAGGGGGCCUGUCCAACCAUCAAACACUGCAACAUCAGCGACUGUGAGAACGUAGGCCUGUACAUUACGGACCAUGCACAGGGGAUUUAUGAAGACAACGAAAUCAGCAACAAUGCGCUAGCGGGAAUUUGGGUGAAGAACCACGGCAAUCCCAUCAUUAGACGUAACCACAUCCACCACGGACGAGAUGUUGGCGUGUUCACCUUUGACCACGGCAUGGGUUACUUUGAGAACUGCAACAUCCACAGAAACCGUAUCGCAGGCUUUGAGGUGAAGGCAUAUGCCAACCCCACUGUGGUGCGCUGUGAGAUCCAUCAUGGCCAAACAGGAGGCAUCUAUGUCCACGAGAAGGGACGGGGACAGUUUAUAGAGAACAAAAUCUACGCUAAUAACUUUGCCGGUGUGUGGAUCACGUCCAACAGCGAUCCAACGAUACGGGGAAAUGCUAUAUUCAAUGGUAACCAAGGAGGCGUGUACAUAUUUGGCGAUGGGCGGGGUUUGAUAGAAAGCAACGAUAUCUACGGUAACGCCUUGGCGGGAAUCCAGAUCCGAACUAACAGCUGCCCCAUCGUACGGCACAACAAGAUCCACGACGGACAGCACGGGGGCAUCUACGUGCACGAGAAAGGCCAGGGGGUGAUCGAGGAGAAUGAGGUUUACAGCAACACACUGGCCGGAGUCUGGGUGACCACAGGCAGCACUCCUGUCCUCCGCAAGAACCGCAUCCACAGUGGCAAACAGGUCGGUGUGUAUUUCUAUGACAAUGGACAUGGUGUGUUGGAAGACAAUGAUAUCUACAAUCACAUGUACUCUGGUGUACAAAUACGGACGGGGAGCAAUCCGAAGAUCCGGCGCAACAAGAUAUGGGGCGGCCAGAAUGGGGGGAUUUUAGUCUACAACUCAGGUCUGGGCUUCAUUGAGGACAACGAGAUCUUCGACAACGCCAUGGCCGGGGUGUGGAUCAAGACGGACAGCAACCCCACACUGAGGAGAAAUAAGAUUCACGACGGCCGAGACGGAGGCAUCUGCAUUUUCAACGGAGGCAGAGGUUUGCUUGAAGAGAACGACAUCUUCAGGAACGCUCAGGCCGGUGUGCUGAUCAGCACCAACAGCCACCCAAUUCUCCGCAAGAACCGCAUUUUUGACGGCUUUGCUGCUGGUAUUGAAAUUACCAACCACGCAACAGCCACGCUGGAGGGAAACCAGAUCUUCAACAAUCGCUUUGGAGGCUUGUUUCUCGCCUCCGGAGUCAACGUCACCAUGAAAGAUAAUAAGAUCCUGAACAACCAGGAUGCCAUCGAGAAGGCUGUGAGCAGAGGACAGUGUCUCUACAAGAUCUCCAGCUACACCAGUUACCCCAUGCACGAUUUCUACAGAUGUCACACCUGUAACACAACGGAUAGGAACGCCAUCUGUGUUAACUGCAUCAAAAAAUGCCACCAAGGGCAUGAUGUAGAAUUUAUACGGCACGACCGAUUUUUUUGCGACUGCGGCGCAGGGACACUGUCCAACCCGUGCACGCUGGCCGGAGAGCCCACACACGACACGGACACUUUGUAUGAUUCGGCGCCACCCAUCGAGUCCAACACGCUGCAACAUAACUGAACGCAUCCGGGUCGAGUUACACUCUCUCCUCACAUAAGCAUACAAAACACAUUACAUUGCACACAGCCAUACACACACACUUAGCCACACACUUAGCCACACACACACACACACACACACACGGUCACACGGUCACACACACACACACACACACGGUCACACAUACACACAUCAACUCGCAGCCAUAAGUACCCAGAGAGACUCUCAUGAUUGUGGCGCUCUCGGACGGGAUCGAGGUGAAUGAGGCUGCAGAGGAAGCAGCUUCCUGCCCGCUGCAGCAGAAGCAGGCUCCACUAGGGGGAGCAGUGGAGCUGAGGGUAGACUGACAGAACGGCCACAAGAGAUUCCUCACUUGAGUAUUUCUUAUUGCAGUGUGUAGGCAGAGAGGAGAAGGGCUGUGCAGAGGGGCUGUCGAUGGUGGCCUGUGCCCCUUCGACAGCACAUGAAGAUCCCACCCUCAUCAUCCCCCUCCCAAGCCCCUGCGUGCUGCCCCCGCCGUUAAAUCCUCGGCUCCCAGCUCCCUUCUCCUCCACAAGAACUGCUGUCAAAGAGACUUCCUGCUUCCUCGCAGCUGCCAUCCCCAUUGGCUGCCCAGGUGGUUGUAACAAGGCAACGGAUGGGAGGAUGUCGCUCUGUUGUGUGGUUAAAGAAAGAUUGUGUGUGUGUGUGUGUGAUGGAGCACUUGGGCUUUUUUAAGAAAAAAAAAAUGUUCUGAUCAAUGGAUUUUAUUUCAAUGCUUUCUCAUGUAGUUUUGUAUUUUCAAGCAAAAAGCUGACUGUAUUUGAAUGUCUUUUAUUUUAUUAUAUAAUAUUAUAAUUAUUAUUAUUUUUUUCUUUGGUUAGCGUCCCCCCGUCCCCCGUCCCCCGUCCCGCCCCGACACCCAGGCAAACUGCAGAAACUCUUUAACGUCCCAGUGGUGAAAGUUCUUUCUGUGAAAGAGAAUCUCGUUUAAACACUAAAUACCCUCUCCGGUAUAUUGGCUCAAAUGGCAGGUGGAGGGACUCCACAGUUGUACAAAGGUGUGUAUGCGCGUGUGUAAAUGUGCGUGUUGUGUACAGUGAAAGUGUGUGUAUAUGUGUGUAUAAGUUGAUGCAGUCUGUUUCGUGGAGAGGGUUCCAGUAGGAGGCAAAAGAGCUCCUAUUAACUGGAAGUGAAGUGUUAAUCUGCAGGCCCCAAUGCGCCCCCUGCCCCCUCCCUCCCCCGUGUAUCGUGGUGACUGUGGCUCCUCAUGCAGCCUGAAUCGUAUGCAUGUACCAUAACAUCUAGACUUAAUAUAUUGUGAAGUAUUCAAUAACCAUUAUGUAGAUGCUAGUUGGAAUUCAAAAAGGGGUAUACUUUCUUAGAAAGACAAAAAAAAGAAAACAGGAAACUGGCCAUUUCUAAGAAAAUAAAACUUUAUUAGAUCAGA
Messenger RNA from Scophthalmus maximus (turbot), 4323 nucleotides. RefSeq names its product F-box protein 11b (gene fbxo11b). Lineage: Eukaryota; Metazoa; Chordata; Actinopteri; Pleuronectiformes; Scophthalmidae. Gene Ontology annotation, biological process: ubiquitin-dependent protein catabolic process; regulation of apoptotic process; protein ubiquitination. The transcript is spliced from 22 exons. The record is from RefSeq and is a predicted model, not a curated record. Bases 237 to 2915 code for a protein of 892 amino acids. Gene Ontology annotation, molecular function: protein binding; zinc ion binding.